Messenger RNA from Scleropages formosus (Asian bonytongue), 973 nucleotides. RefSeq names its product zinc finger protein 257-like. The annotation marks the transcript as partial. The transcript has a single exon. Gene Ontology annotation, molecular function: DNA-binding transcription factor activity, RNA polymerase II-specific; RNA polymerase II transcription regulatory region sequence-specific DNA binding. Gene Ontology annotation, biological process: regulation of transcription by RNA polymerase II; embryo development. Gene Ontology annotation, cellular component: nucleus. The record is from RefSeq and is a predicted model, not a curated record. Lineage: Eukaryota; Metazoa; Chordata; Actinopteri; Osteoglossiformes; Osteoglossidae.
CACCAGCGUAUUCAUUCUAGUGAAAAACCAUAUAAAUGCAGUGAAUGUGGAAAGAGUUUUUCUGACAAUGGCAACUUAAGAAGCCACCAGCUUUUACAUUCUGGUGAGAAGUCAUACAAAUGUUGUCAAUGUGAAAAGAGUUUUUUCUAUCAAAGUGCCUUAAAAAAGCACCAGGUUGUUCAUUCUAGUGAAAAACCGUUCACAUGUGAUAAAUGUCCAAAGAGUUUUUCUCGUUCAGAUGACUUAAAGCAGCACCAGGUUGUUCAUUCUCGUGAAAAACUGUUUGUAUGUAGUGAAUGUUCAAAGAGUUUCUCCCGUGCAGGUGCCUUAAAAGCCCACCAGGUUGUUCAUUCCCAUGAAAAACCGUUCACAUGUGAUAAAUGUCCAAAGAGUUUCUCCCUUGCAGGUAACUUAAAACAACACCAGGUUGUUCAUUCUCAUGAAAAACCAUUUAGGUGUAAUAAAUGUCCAAAGAGUUUCUCUCGUGCAGAACACGUAAAAAAGCACCAGGUUGUUCAUUCCCGUGAAAAACUGUUUGUAUGCAGUGAAUUUUCAAAGAGUUUCUCCUGUGAAAGUACCUUAAAACAGCACCAGGUUGUUCAUUCUCAAGAAAAACCGUUAGGAUGCGAUAAAUGUCCAAAGAGUUUCUCCUGUACAGGUAACUUAAAAAAGCACCAGGCUGUUCAUUCUCUUGAUAAACCAUUCGCAUGUGAUGAAUGUCCAAAGAGUUUCUCUAGUCCAGAAUACUUAAAAAAGCACCAGGUUGUUCAUUCUCAAGAAAAACCGUUUGGAUGUGAUAAAUGUCCAAAGAGUUUCUCCCGUGUAGGUAACUUAAAACAGCACCAGGUUGUUCAUUCUCAUGAAAAACCAUUUAGGUGUGAUAAAUGUCCAAAGAGUUUCUCCCGUGCAGAACACUUAAAAAAGCACCAGGUUGUUCAUUCUUGUGAGAACCCACACGGAAAAGAAUGAUUUG